Gregarina niphandrodes is the source of this 255-nucleotide messenger RNA. RefSeq lists its product as hypothetical. The record is from RefSeq and is a predicted model, not a curated record. Bases 1 to 255 code for a protein of 84 amino acids. The transcript has a single exon. Lineage: Eukaryota; Apicomplexa; Conoidasida; Eugregarinorida; Gregarinidae.
AUGUCACUAUGUGCCAAGGACGCUGGCUCCAGCGCAGAUUUCGAAGAGACCUGGACCUUUGAUUCAAAUGACAGCCACUCCGAUAUCACAAUCAAAGUGCACGAUGCCAGACAUCUGAAGCUUGAUGAGACUCUGGCGGAAGGCGCGUUCAAGUUUGAGCAGAGGCCUGGUUACUUCUACACUGGCGAAGUGGGGCUUGUUGACGAGAAACACGGCGAUGAGCCAUCUGUCAGGUUGACUGUGAAGUGUGAGUAA